Molecule: messenger RNA, 2385 nt
Organism: Engraulis encrasicolus (European anchovy)
Lineage: Eukaryota; Metazoa; Chordata; Actinopteri; Clupeiformes; Engraulidae
Gene: adgra1a
Product: adhesion G protein-coupled receptor A1a
Exons: 8
Coding region: 1-2385 (794 amino acids)
Biological process (GO): cell surface receptor signaling pathway; G protein-coupled receptor signaling pathway
Cellular component (GO): glutamatergic synapse; plasma membrane; postsynaptic density
Molecular function (GO): G protein-coupled receptor activity
Source: RefSeq, a predicted model, not a curated record
AUGAUCAAAUUUGCAACCAUUCCUAAAAACGCAGGAUCUGACGCGGUGUAUUCCCUCUCCUGUUGUGUUCUUCAGGAUCUGAAGCGGGUGCUGUCCUUCCCGCCGUACCCGGGGGACUACCUGCACCCAGUGGUGUACGCCUGCACGGCCGUCAUGCUGCUGUGCAUGCUGGUGUCCAUCUUCACCUACAUCGUACACUUCAGGGUGAUACGCAUCAGUGGUAACGGCUGGCACAUCCUCCUCAACUUCCUCUUCCACACGGCAGUGACGUUUGGCGUCUUUGCGGGGGGCAUCAACCAAAUCAAGUACCCCACCGUCUGUCAAGUGGUGGGUGUGAUCCUGCACUACUCCUCCCUCUCCACCAUGAUGUGGCUCACCUUCACGGCCCGCAACCUCUGCCGAGACGUCUCCACGGCCCCCCCAGCGCCCGAGGAGAGAGAGACCCCCGGAGCCUCUCACAACUCACAACGCUCCAAGCCCACAGUACUCAUAUUUUAUUUGGUGAGUGUCGGGGUGCCGUCGAUUAUCGUGGGGGUCACCGCUGCCGUGAGCCUGGACAACUACGGGAGCAGAGAUGACGCGCCCUACUGCUGGAUGGCGUGGGAGCCCAGCCUGGGCGGCUUCUACGGCCCCACCGGCAUCCUGGUGCUCAUCAUCUGCAUCUACUUCCUGGCCACCUACGUGCAGCUCAAGCGCCACCCCGAGCGCAAGUACGAGCUCAAGGCCAUGACCGAGGAGCAGCAGCGGCUGGCCACCGCGGAGAUGGGCCACCACCACCACCACCACCUGCACCACCACCACUGCCACGAGCACCCGCCGGGCAUCGCCGAGCCGGGCAUCGAGGAGGCGGCCCUCCACCACCAUCACCACCACCACCACCACCACCAUCCGGGGUGCUCGGCCAUCACGGCCUCCAUGCUGGCCAACGAGCAUUCGUUCAAGGCCCAGCUGAGGGCCACGGCGUUCACGCUCUUCCUCUUCCUGGCCACGUGGGCGUUUGGCGCCCUGGCCGUGUCGCAGGGACACUUCCUGGACAUGAUCUUCAGCUGCCUGUACGGUGCCUUCUCGGUGACUCUGGGCUUGUUCCUGCUGAUACAGCACUGCGCCAAGCGCGACGACAUCUGGCACCGCUGGUGGGCGUGUUGCCCGUCGAAAAAGCCCACGCCGAUGGACGUCAACGGAGAAGCUGCCGCCACGCCGAAUCACCAGAACCACAGCCACGGCUCGCCACAGACCCAGAUCCACUGCCACAUGGACUCGCCGUGCCCGGGAAAGACACUCCUCUCCCCUCACCUUCACCCGUCCUCCAGCCACUGCAAACUGAGCCCGCUGCCUGUUGGAGGGCCCACGGGGAACCACGCGGUGGUGGGACCCUGCUGUGCAGCGUCCAUGCACGGUUCCUCCGCCGCCGUCUCCCCGUCCCCGCUCCUGGAGCGCUCCCCGCGCCCGCAGUCGCUGCCGGACGAGCUACCGCGCCCUGUGCUGCCCUUGCAGAGCUGCCUGAAGGACAGGACUAAGUCGCGCUCCUUCAACCGCCCGCGGCCCUCGCUGCGCGACUACGCUUACCACAUGGCCUCCACCAGCCUGGACGGCAGCAGCGUGCACAGCGCCACGGCCGGCUCGCACCUGCUGGACAGCCCGCACAGCACCACCCACCUGGAGCUUCACUCCUCGGGCGGGCUGGGGAUGGGGAUGGGGAUGGGCGGCAUGCACAGCCACCACCGGGGCAGCCAGCUCAGCUGCCACAGCCCCCACCCAGACACGCAGCUGCUGCGCUGCCGCAGCCCCAGCCCCAUACCGCUGCUGGACCCGCACCUGGCGGCCGCCUGCCACGCGGGCAGCGUGCACGGCAGCAUGCACGAAGGCCUGGCCGCGGCUGGGUCCUCGUGCCACUCUUCUUGCCUAGACAGCCAGCUGGCGUGCCUGGAGAGCUUGAGCCAGCAGCAGGACACGCACGUGUGCCACCGGCACGCCUGCUGCGCCAAGGCCGACCCGUUCGGAGGGGUGUGCUGUGCGGGUACCGACCCGUUCGGCGUGCCCCCUUCCGCCUCUUGCCAGGGUGACGAGCUGGAGGAUUUGGGGACCUGUGGCUCCGUUAUGUACGGCGGACCCAGCACUAAGAUGGCGGGCGAGAAGGAUGAGGAGGGUACGGCUGCGGUGGCGGGUCUGGCGCAUAUAGAUUUGCCACCGCCACGAGCCGCAGCCAUGGCGUGCCCGCAGGUGACGGUGACGGCUAUGGGCACGGCCACGCUGGGCCGCAAGGGGACGCUUAGCCGGCGAGGCACGCUGAGUCGUAACGGGAGCCUACACGAGGAUUAUAUGUUUAGUUCGGACGCCACGGGAAACAUUAGGACUGGGCCCUGGAAGAACGAAACCACUGUGUAG